AUGGUCGUGCAGUCGUUCCAGCAGCAGCUCGACCUCUUCAAGUCGACGCUGCCGGCCGCCGUGCAGACCAACGCGACGCUGCUCUCGCACGUCGCCAUCGCCGAGGUUCUCCUCUACGAGAUCGGCCUGCCCGAGAGCCAGAAGACGGGCGCCCUCAUCCCGCACACCGACCGCCUCGGCCUGCUCUGGAACUGCCUCACGGCGGCCAAGACGUUCAUGGACAUACGCUUUGCCGAGUCGAACCUGCGGCCGCGCUUCAUCUGCCUCAACGCCUCGGACUGGCUCUUCGCCGUGCUCGUCGCCCUCAAGCUGCGCACCAUGGAGCUGCCGGGAUGGGACCUAGGCGUCGUCGACGCGCACCUGCCGCUCGAGCAGAUGGUCGACAGGCAGAUCCAGGACAUGGACCAGCUCAUCGCCAAGCGCGCCGAGGGCAGCCGGCCCGGCGACGCGCUCGCCUGCUCUGGAAUGGAGGGCACGACGGCAUCCUCAGUCCAGGUGAGGAAGUCGACACUAUUGCAACAAGGAUCGCCCCAGGCAGGCUCUUCGCCGGCAGUCUCCCGAGGAACGCAUGCGAAGGAACUUUUUCGAAAACAGCUCAUCCGGUCGGUACAGUCGAGCAGCGACUUUGACGAGAUUUUGCAGGCGCAUGAUGCCGAAGGCCAGGCCCAGGCGAUUGCUGAGGCGGUGCACGAGCAGCUGAGCGGACGCGGCGCCCUCCCGAUCCUGAGCUCCUGGAAAACUCUUAACUUGUUUGCUCAGGGCCAGAGCUUUGCGGCGGGCGUGCUCAGCGGGCUGGUGACGGUGGAGUUUCUGGUCAACACGACGGACGACAGUGUGUUCCAGCAGCGGGCGCAGGAGUUGUCCGGCAUGGACCGGUCGGAGCUGAAGGAGCAGUUGCUCCAGGCACUGCGUCGACCGCACCGCGUAAAUAGCACGGGUGAAGGACAUGGCAAAGGGGCAGACAGCGCAAGGGCUGCGACAACGGCAGCGGGCCCAUCGACGACGACGUCGAACAGCAACAACAGCAAGAACAACAACAACAACAACAAAAACGACAGCCCCGUCCGAGGCGCGGGCGAAUCACGGAGGAAGAGGCCGGUCAAACUGCCCAGCUGGGGGAAUAGGGCAGUCAAGGAUGGGCAGUGA
This is a messenger RNA of Verticillium alfalfae VaMs.102, 1146 nucleotides long. RefSeq lists its product as hypothetical. The record is from RefSeq and is a predicted model, not a curated record. Lineage: Eukaryota; Fungi; Ascomycota; Sordariomycetes; Glomerellales; Plectosphaerellaceae. The transcript has 3 exons. Bases 1 to 1146 code for a protein of 381 amino acids.